Engraulis encrasicolus (European anchovy) is the source of this 1824-nucleotide messenger RNA. Its product is annotated as histone-lysine N-methyltransferase PRDM9-like. Gene Ontology annotation, biological process: regulation of gene expression. The record is from RefSeq and is a predicted model, not a curated record. Gene Ontology annotation, molecular function: histone methyltransferase activity; protein binding. Lineage: Eukaryota; Metazoa; Chordata; Actinopteri; Clupeiformes; Engraulidae. Gene Ontology annotation, cellular component: nucleus. The transcript has 6 exons. Bases 82 to 1626 code for a protein of 514 amino acids.
UGCAGCACAGAGUCGGGCAGAGAGAGAGCUGAACUGGACAGUUUGGAUGAAGAAGGAGCCAGAGACCAAGUGAACACAGCAAUGACUCCUGCUGUAUCCAAGAGAGAGUGGUUGGAGCAGCAGAGAGCCCAGUUGAAGGACUACAGGCGUGGAGGCAGCCUGCGGAACAAACCCAGAAUAAGUUACACUGAGGAGGAGGAACCCAAAGAUGAAGACUACUUCUUCUGUGAGGAUUGUGAAGAUUUCUUCAUAGAGGAGUGCUGGAUCCACGGCCCCCCCAUCUUCAUCCCUGACACCCCGGCACCAGUGGGGGUCCCAGACCGAGCCAGACUCACCCUGCCCCCUGGAUUGGAGGUCAACAAGUCCCACAUCCCCAACGCAGGACUGGGGGUCUUCAACCGGGGCCAGGAGAUAGCCAGAGGAACUCACUUUGGACCCUACGAGGGACAAGUCAUGGACAAGGAGCAGGCCAUAGAGAGCGGAUACUCAUGGGUGAUUUACAAGAGCCGCCAUACAGAUGAGUACGUAGAUGCGAAGAAGGAAACUCAUUCCAAUUGGAUGAGGUAUGUAAACUGCGCUCGUAACGGUGAGGAGCAGAAUCUGGUGGCGUUUCAGUACAGAGGAGGGAUUGUGUAUCGCUGCUGUCGGCCCAUUAUUGCUGGAGAAGAACUGCUGGUCUGGUAUGGAGACGACUACGCUAAAGAACUGGGCAUCACAUUCGACUACCUCUGGGAUGUCAAGAGCAGCGCUAAAGAGGAGUCGGCGUCUCAGGUGUUCUCCUGUUCUCUGUGUCCGUUCGCCUAUACAGCUCAAAUCUACCUGCACAAGCACAUCAAGAGAAGUCACCCAGACGAGUAUGUGCGUCUGCUGAGGUCUGGAGAGAUCAGACCAGAGACUUUCAUACCGUCUGGAGGAAGAAACCAACACACACAGCAAACCACAACUGCGGCGUCCAGACCAGUCACACAGCCGUCUUCAGAACAGCAAGGAGCACAUGAGCAGACACGACAGCAGAACACCCAAGCAAGGGAGAAGAAACACCACUGCACUCAGUGUGGCAAGAGUUUCACUCAACAGGGAUCUUUAAAAGUACACCAGCGCACUCACACAGGAGAGAGGCCGCAUCACUGCACUCAGUGUGGCAAGAGUUUCACUAGAGAGGGAUCUUUAAAAGCACACCAGCGCACUCACACAGGAGAGAGGCCGUAUCACUGCAGUCAGUGUGGCAAGAGUUUCACUAGAGAGGGAUCUUUAAAAGCACACCAGCGCACUCACACAGGAGAGAGGCCGCAUCACUGCACUCAGUGUGGCAAGAGUUUCACUAGAGAGGGGCAUUUAAAACGACACCAGCGCACUCACACAGGAGAGAGGCCGUAUUACUGCAUUCAGUGUGGCAAGAGUUUUACUCAAGGGGGAGAUUUAAAAACACACCAGCGCACUCACACAGGAGAGAGGCCGUAUCACUGCAGUCAGUGUGGCAAGAGUUUCACUCAGGAGGGGCAUUUAAAACGACACCAGCGCACUCACACAGGAGAGAGGCCGUAUCACUGCAGUCAGUGUGGCAAGAGUUUCACUUGGUCUGGUAAAUUAAAGACACACAAGUGUUCUCACAGUAAAGAGCCCUAAUCACUCUCCUGCUGAAUAAAGAUCUUGAUGUUGCGUCCACCAGGGCAACAUGCCAAUAAACAAGACUGUCAUUCAAAUAUUCACCAACCCGGAACUCAUUUUUAACUGACCAUUUUAACUGACUUUGGUAACUGGCUCUUUUGUUGAGCGUUUUAAUUGUUGAACUGAUUUUUAAUAUUGUGAUUUGAUGUAUGUGAG